CGCUGGGGGCAAGCGAGAUGAGCGACGCUCGGAUCGCAUGGCAAGUGGAGCUGGCGCAAUUCGUCCCGCCGUUCGAGGGGCUUCACCGGCGAUUCUUGGCGGGCUCCUGGAUCAUCUCCAAGUCGGCGGCUACUCUCACGAUCAACAGCGCCUCCGCGACGCUGGCCAUCGUUCUCAAUGGCAAUGUCUAUGAAGAACACUGUGUUCCCGACUUGUCGUUUGCUUGGCCUCGUACCACUGGGAGCUCGCGAGUCAUUCUCGCAAGCUACGCAAUCUCUGGAACGACAUACAAGUUUGGAAUGAGGUUCGAGAACGACGAGGAAGCGUCGAAAUGCUUUAAGAUCCUCGAAGCUGCCGCGUCCAUUCCCAGGGGUACUCUAGAAAGCGUGGUCCCGAAAAUCUACAGCGAGAUGGACUGGACAGCCCCAGGAGCUCCCGACCAAUUCAUUCCGGAAGUGAUUGAAACCAACAGUCCCAACGGGGCCCGAAGCAACACCUCGGGAGCAGGGUCUGUUCUCCCGGAUCCAGAGGUAGUCUUAGCACUGCCAUGCCCAGGAUCCAGUAACAAGCCAUCAGCACCCGCGCUCAAAGAGCAAAUCCAUACGAGCAACUCUUUGAUCAGCACCAAACCUUCAGGGCCGGAGCUCAAGGAGCAAAUCCUCAAAUGCCUCAUGGAUCCUUCGUUCCCAGCUUUCGUGAACGAGGUCGAGAAAAUCUGGCACGAAAUCGGACACAACGUCGAGACGCUGCAGACGUAACUUCGACGUCCUAGUAGCUAAAUUUUUUGCUGUAGACGAGGCAAUGAUCAGCGAUGUACCUCGAAGAAUCUAACUAGUCGCUCCAAAGGCUAAGAGCUUAGAUCGAGCAAAAGGAUAGAGAAGGCACGGCUUUAAAAAAUUUUUGCUAGCCUUUCUGUCCGUUAAAACAGUACACUCUCUACUACGAAGCUUAAGUUUUUCACGAA
Molecule: messenger RNA, 964 nt
Organism: Selaginella moellendorffii
Lineage: Eukaryota; Viridiplantae; Streptophyta; Lycopodiopsida; Selaginellales; Selaginellaceae
Exons: 8
Coding region: 18-758 (246 amino acids)
Source: RefSeq, a predicted model, not a curated record